AUGAAACUCAUGUUUUUUCCUGUUACAAUGAUCGAAGAAAUACCACAUAUGAUACUUUAUUAUGAUUUUACAAGAAAAAGAGAUCGUUAUUUUCUUGGUCCAUAUGAAGUAACAAUGUUGAGAGCUGGUUCUGUUCGUACCAUUUGUGAGAUUAUUUGUUCAUCUGAUUUUCUAUGUGGUUUACUUAACGUAAAUCGACCAGAAAUGUUAAAAGAAUUAUCACAAGAAAUCCCUGACACAGAUAAAGAGGCUACUGAAAAUAGUUCACCAUCAUUAGAAAAUUAUACAACAGCUCAGCGAAGAGAUUCCUGUUUAUCAUCAAAAUCAGCAUCAUCAGCACCAUUAUCACCCGUACAUGAACGUUUAUUAUCAAUGAUUGAACAACGUCUCGAUUUUAAACAUCGCUGUAUGUUUUAUUCAACUGAUCCAACAUCUGAUUUAAGCAUAUGUGCACUAAAUGUCGACUAUAAUUCAUCAAUUUUAUGUAAUUCAAUUGGCUAUCCAAAUCCCGUUUCAUAUGAUGAACACAAAACAGGUAAUAAUACCAAUAACAGUAAUAAUCGUGAAGACAAUCGACAACGUGUGCCAACAAAAUAUCCACAUAAAAUGAAACAUCAACGACGAGAUUAUGUUCAUGAAUGGAUAUGUAUUAGAGAUAUUUAUGAUGAAUAUAUUGCAUGCGAUAAUGUUCUCAAACUUAAAGCAGUCAGCGAUAUUCUAGUUAAAAUGGAUUUAUGGUUAAAACAACGUUGUCAACCAUUUUCAUUGAAAACAAUUAAUAAUGAUAGCAAUGAAAAUAUAAAAUUAUUCAAAGCAAAAGCAAGACAGUUAAUAUGGGAUUUGAUGGAAAUGAAAAAUGAAGUCCGCUUUCCACGUCCGGCACAUGGUCGAAUACCUCAUUUUAGAUAUUCUGAAGUAGCCGCCGAUAAUUUUGCUAAAUUAGACUGUUUUAGAAAGGCACGUGUUGUCAAAGUAAAUCCAUCACUAGCUCAAGAACCACUUAGACAUUUGACACUGUUGUACAAUAAAGUUCUACUCACUCCAACACCUUCAUUAGGUUCAGCAUUAUUUUAUAAAUUAGAUCCAAAGUUUCUUCAACGUCGAGAAUUAGAAUGGGCAAGCAGUAAAACAGGUGCUGCAGAACUGGGCACUGUGGUUCAAUUACAAGCUUUAAAACAGAUACAUGUUGAUAUUGUUGUCGUUGCCUCAGUGGUAGUUAAUCCUGUAACUGGAGCACGCAUUGGAAAAGGAAAAGGUUACGGAGAUUUAGAGUACGCAAUUAUGAAUGAAAUGGGAGCUGUCAAUUCAAAAACAAUUGUGGUUACAACUGUCCACGAAAGUCAAUUGAUUAAUGAUUUUUCUCUGAUGGAAGAACAUGAUUUACCUGUAGAUAUAAUUGUUACACCAAGAAGAUAUAUCUAUACAAAACGUUUAUUUCCAAGACCAACUAAAAUUUUGUGGGAUAAAUUAGAUCAUGAUAUGUUAUUAUCUAUACCAGUAUUACAAGAACUGAAACGAUUAGAAGAACAAGACGUUGCCAAACAUUAG
Molecule: messenger RNA, 1548 nt
Organism: Didymodactylos carnosus
Lineage: Eukaryota; Metazoa; Rotifera; Eurotatoria; Philodinida; Philodinidae
Source: the annotation of a GenBank genome assembly